GAAAAUGAAUAUUAAUUUGUCAUUUUGAAGAUUCAGCAUGAACAGACUUCUUUCACACUAUUCUGCAUCAAUUUUUCUGAGAUAUAAGUCAUCUCUUUUCAGUAGAUCGAAAUAUAAUUUUAGUGAUACUAUAAAAUCAAAUAUUAAAUUACCGAAUUCAAAUAUGAAGAAAGGUGGCAAUAAACAUCUGUUCAACAAAAUUUGGAGUACGAAGGAUUCAAAAUUCAAACAAAAAAUUAUGUUCUCGAAAGUAAAUAAGUUUAAUGGAACUUUAGUUAGUUUUACGAAAUUUCAAAUGAGCAAUAAUGAAAAAAUUAUGAAUAGAACAUUAACAACAAAUGGCAAAGUGGCAGGUCCGAUCUCAUUUCAAAAAUGUAAUGAUAUAACCGAUAAGAGCACAGCGAAAACAGAAAGGAAGAGUAGCGAUGUGCGCAAGCUAAUGAGAAAAGAACCAGGUGAAGUGAUUUGGGGAUUCAUUCCAAAAGAGUGGCAUUCAUUGUUCGUACCAAUAACUGGAUAUUCCGGAUUUUAUACAUUGUUAUUUACUUUAAGCACAUCGUUACUCAGUAAAGAAAUUUUCGUUUGUGAUCACGAAUAUUACAAUGGGAUUUCAGUAGUCAUUCUAUGUAUAUAUGGAGUGAAGACACAAGGACCAAUCGUAGCAAAAAUGUUAGAUAAAGGAAUAGACAACUAUGAACGCGAAUUAAACACUUGGAAAGAAAAAAUGAAGCAAAAGAUUAGAGAUUCUAUAUUAUCGGAAAUAAAAUACCAGGAAUGCAUUGAAGGACAACAAAUAUUAAUAGAAGCAAAAAGAGAAAAUGUUCAUUUGCAAAGAGAAGCUGAAUUCAGAAAAAGGCAAAUGGACGUUUACGAAAAUGUUACAAGAAUUUUAAAAUAUCAUGUCGAGUGUGAAAAAGUGAGAAGAUCAAUUCAACAGAAGAAUUUAAUACAAUGGGUUACUAAAGAAGUCGAAAAAAAUCUAACACCAGAACUCAAAGAAAAAUAUAUGAAACUAUGUAUGGCAGAUAUAAAAGAAAUAUUCAGAAGAAACCAAAAAUAAGCAACGGCAAAUUAUGUAUAUACAAUAUUAUUUACACGCAUACACUAUUAAUUUAGGAAGUAAAUAUACAAUUAAAUUAUUAAA
This is a messenger RNA of Harmonia axyridis, 1144 nucleotides long. RefSeq names its product ATP synthase subunit b, mitochondrial-like. Gene Ontology annotation, molecular function: proton transmembrane transporter activity. Lineage: Eukaryota; Metazoa; Arthropoda; Insecta; Coleoptera; Coccinellidae. The coding region runs from base 38 to 1060 and encodes 340 amino acids. The record is from RefSeq and is a predicted model, not a curated record. The transcript has 2 exons. Gene Ontology annotation, biological process: proton motive force-driven ATP synthesis.